This is a messenger RNA of Spodoptera littoralis (African cotton leafworm), 921 nucleotides long. Lineage: Eukaryota; Metazoa; Arthropoda; Insecta; Lepidoptera; Noctuidae. The record is from the annotation of a GenBank genome assembly.
AUGCUAAGUUGUAUGGUCCGUUAUCAGUAUAAAAGUCUAUAUAGUUGGACCUCAGUAACAAUACUAAAUAGAGACUUUACAACCAAAAUGGCCAAUGCUAAUGUCAGAUGGGCAUUCAAUGCCACAGAGUGGACACCUACCCAGGAGGAGAUAACAGCUGCAUCAAGUUACAUACAGCAAGAGGAGAAGCAAAGAAUUGCUAGAUUUGUGUUCCAAAAUGAUGCAAAAUCAUCACUGGUUGGUCGCUUGAUGCUGAGAAAAUUUGUUUAUGACACAACUAAUAUUCCUUAUGAUCAAAUACACUUCAGCAGGGAUGACAAAGGCAAACCUUAUCUUGUGGAGUCUGGAGAUGUACCGAUUACAUUCAAUGUGUCUCACCAAGGAGACUUUGUGGUUCUGGCUGGCAAUAAUGAUAGAAAUAUUGGUAUUGAUGUCAUGAAAAUAGAACCUCCUGCUAAUAAGAACAUUCCAGAAUUCUUUCGUAUUAUGACGCGUCAGUUUUCGUCACACGAAUGGUCUACGAUACGCAGUUUUCCCACGGAAAUGGAACAGAUCGCGUGUUUCUAUCGCAUUUGGUGCCUCAAAGAAAGUUAUGUGAAGAAUAUAGGGUUUGGUAUAACUGUACCCUUGGACGAAAUAAGUUUCUCUAUAAAAACACGCAAGUUGGAAGUGGGGAAGCUAGUAACUGAUACGGUCUUGCAUGUGAAGAAUGUUGUGAAACAGGGGUGGCUGUUUGAAGAAACAUUACUGGAUGAUAAACAUGCUGUAGCUGUGUCUUUAAAGGUUGAAGAUGGGAACUAUGUACAGACACCUUAUACUUAUCUCACCUUUGAUGAAAUUGUGGAGGGAGCAAAACCCCUGCAUGAACCGGACUUGCAGUUUAGUUCUGACUUUGUUGAGAAGCAAAUGAAAAAUUUUUAG